Astyanax mexicanus (Mexican tetra) is the source of this 3343-nucleotide messenger RNA. RefSeq names its product chloride channel K (gene clcnk). The transcript is spliced from 20 exons. Gene Ontology annotation, molecular function: voltage-gated chloride channel activity. Gene Ontology annotation, biological process: transmembrane transport; chloride transport. The record is from RefSeq and is a predicted model, not a curated record. Gene Ontology annotation, cellular component: membrane. NCBI's taxonomy places the organism in Eukaryota, Metazoa, Chordata, Actinopteri, Characiformes, Acestrorhamphidae. Bases 104 to 2185 code for a protein of 693 amino acids.
AGAUCUGGAGAAAAAGUGGGUGGUGGCUAUAGUUGGUGAAUUUGGACUAGAACAGAUUAUUACAGACCUUCAUGUUGUACUGGGCAGACUGCUCUCAAAGACAAUGGAGCAGGUUUAUGUAAGCUACCCGAGCCUUGAUGAAAAUAAACGACAUGGCGCACAGCAAGCCGGCACACAGUCAGAAACCACACAGGACAAGUUAAUUAUCUCUAAUGAGCGCCCUUGGAAACCAUGGCGAUCUGCCCGAUCACGGAUCAGAGGCUGGGCCAUACGUGUGCAGAAUGCUAUGCUGUGUCUCGCUGGACUGGAGUGGUACUGCUACGUUGCUCUGGGAGUUCUCAUGGCUCUCAUGAGCUUCGUGAUGGACCUGACUGUGGCCAAGCUUUUGAGAGCCCAUCACUGGCUAUACAGUUGUCUGGAGGGUCACAAACUGCUGCAGUUCCUGUGCUGGACGCUGUACCCAGCCUGCCUCUGUGCUCUCUCCACCAGCUUCUCUCACAGCAUCUGUCCCCAGUCUGCAGGUUCAGGUCUGCCUGAGAUGAGGGCGAUUCUGUCAGGUGUGCAGCUGCCAGACUACCUGUCGCUCUCUAAUCUGUUUGCUAAGCUGGUGGGUCUGAUCUGUACACUGUCUGCAGGCAGCAGUGUGUUCCUUGGAAAAGUGGGUCCAUUUGUGCAUCUGUCCAACAUGGUGGGAGCAUACUUGCACCGUAUGUAUGCAUCUGCUUGUGGCACAAAACAGAGGAGAACUCAAGGAGACAUGCUGGUAGUGGCAUCAGCAGUGGGCGUGGCCAGUUGUUUCGGUGCUCCAAUCAGCGGAGUGCUGUUCAGUAUAGAGGUGAUGGGCAGUCAUUACUCAGUGCGGGAUUACUGCCCGUGUUUCUUCGCCGCGGUCUGUGGAGCUCUCUCCUACCGCCUGCUCGCUGUCUGCAGCGGGGAGCAAGAAACAGUGAAUGCCUUGUUUAAGACCAGGUUCCCCACAGAGAUCCCGUACCAGCCUCCUGAAAUACUUUUCUUCGCUCUGCUUGGGCUGCUGUGUGGAGCGGUGAGCUGUGUUUACUUAUUCAGCCAUCGCUGGAUUCUGAGAUUUGUCCGGGCAAACAAACUCAUCAGCAGGUUUAUAGCUACAGAGAAAACCUUGUAUUCAGGAUUUGUAGCGUUCCUCCUGGCCUUAGUGACCUUCCCUUACUCUGCAGGAUCUUCCAUGGCCUCUCAGCUUACAAUGAGGCAGCUCAUUUGCUCCUUGCUAGAGAGUACCCAGUGGAACUCCAUUUCCCACAAUGCCACACUGCUGGAAGAAUCUCAACAGUCUCUUUGGCAGGAGUGGAGUCCUCCUGGAAGCAGUGUUUAUAAAACCCUUGGCUGCUUUCUUAUAAUUAAGCUCUGGCUACUGGUCUUGGCCUGCACCUUGCCUUUGCCUGCCGGCUACUUCAUGCCUGUCUUUAUUUAUGGCGCUGCUUUAGGCCGGUUUCUGGGAGAGGGAUUGGCCUAUCUGUUCCCAAAUGGAAUCUCACCAGACACUCUGAGUGUGAUAAACCCAGGGGGCUACGCUUUAGUGGGAGCUGCAGCUUUUGCAGGGGCUGUGACACACACUCUUUCACCAGCUCUCUGCGCUCUGGAGAUGACUGGUCAGUCUACUCAUGUCAUACCUAUCCUGAUAGCCACACUGAUCUCCAACGCAGUGUCGCGCUCAAAGCACCAGCCGUCCUUCUAUGACGGCAUUUCCCUCAUUAAGAAACUGCCACACCUGCCGUCCCUCAUCAGAGCCUGUCCAAAGCUGUCCUCGGUCCAGAUCGGGCGCUUCGUGGCACCAGCAGGGGCCGUUCUACAGCGAGGAGAGAAAAUGGCAGGAGUGGAAAAUGUUCUGAACAACAGCACAGAAUCCCAGUUCCCUGUAGUGGACACUCACGAAUCCCCCACUCUCCUGGGAACAGUGACCAGAGAUCAACUACAGGCCUUUUUGCUUGAAAUCCAAACUGAGGUUUUGUGCAAAAGUCUGGAAGAUGUGUGCCAUAUUAAACCUGCCACGCUGCAACUUUCCCCUGAAACUACAGUAAAGCAGGUUCACUGUAUCAUGAGUGUGGUGAGAGAGCAGCGAGUGUUUGUCACGGAGAAUGGCAAGCUGUGUGGCCUCAUCACAUGGAAAGAGAUGAAGAGCAUGAUUGAGGAAUUGGCUGAAGAGAUCUGAGGCCUGGAUGGAUAAAACAACCCUGUUCUGAUCAUCAAAGAUUCAUUUUUCACUUUAUAACUUGACACAAUCGUUUUCUCAGACUACAUCAUCAAACACUGAUUCGCCCUCAUCAUCAUGUUCAUAUGCAGAUAGAAAUACGUCCAUGCAAAUGGGCUUAUCUCUGGAGACUGUUGCUGGCAGGCAGCCUGUUUCCUGGAACUGCAACAGUAGGAGCUCUUUAUUUGGUUCCAUGACUAAGGAGGCUGGCUGUUCUGCGUGUCCUGUUUAUAGGCCUGAGGGCAGGACCGGUGAUAAAGAUUUAUUAAAAUCAGCCACGUGUACCCAGCCCUAACUGAGGAGAUGAGGGAGUGUAAUUAAAUGAAGCAGCCGUUCAGCACCAGUCACGCUAUCAGUCUUGCAGAAUGACCGCCCCUGGCCAGCCUAACCCAGCGAUACGAUGACACUGAUUUUCUUUAUGAUUGAGUGUCUGUGACCAAGCACUGUGAUUAACGGCCAAAUAACCAUCGGAAAUAAAACAAAAAUGUUCAACGAAAGCUCUGCUUUUAUCAGUGUGAACCUGAUGUUCGGAAGUGUGUGAAUUAGACAUCAGCAGUUUUCACCAAAGGUGAGACAAUUUGCACCUUUUGAAUAUAUGGUUCCAAUAUGGUAUAUGUGUGUUAAAUAGUUUUAAAUAGAAUCAUGCUUGUAAAAGAGAUACGAGUGUGGAGAACUGUGCUGAAAUCCAAAAUUCUAAGAACCUCCAUAUACAGCUCUGGAAAAACUUAAGAGACCACUUCCUAUUUAUAGGUUUAUGUUUGAGUAAAAUGAACAUUGUUGUUUUAUUCUAUAAACUACAGAAAACAUUUCUCUCAGAUUCAAAAUUAAAAUUGUCAUUUAGAGCAUUUAUUUGCAGAAAAUGAGAAAUGGCUGAAAAAAAAAACAAAAAAAGAUGCAGAGCUUUCAGACCUCAAAUAAUGCAAAAAAAAAAAAAAUUCAUAAAGUUUUAAGAGUUUAGAAAUCAAUAUUUGGUGGCAUAACCCUGUUUUUUAAUCACAAUGUUCAUGCAUCAUGGCAUAUUCUCCUCCACCAGUCUUACACACUGCUUAUGGAUAACUUUAUGCCAUUCCUGCUGCAAAUAUUCAAGCGGUUUAGCUUGGUUUGAUGGCUUGUGAUCAU